Messenger RNA from Pestalotiopsis fici W106-1, 2124 nucleotides. RefSeq lists its product as uncharacterized. Gene Ontology annotation, molecular function: syntaxin binding. The transcript is spliced from 3 exons. Gene Ontology annotation, cellular component: cytosol; Golgi membrane. The record is from RefSeq and is a predicted model, not a curated record. Gene Ontology annotation, biological process: intracellular protein transport; endoplasmic reticulum to Golgi vesicle-mediated transport. Lineage: Eukaryota; Fungi; Ascomycota; Sordariomycetes; Amphisphaeriales; Sporocadaceae. The coding region runs from base 1 to 2124 and encodes 707 amino acids.
AUGGCUGCCAAGGCAAUUUCCUUGCGCGACCGCCAGAUUGCCUCCCUCAAGAAGAUCCUCAAUCUGAACGACCCCGUUGACCAGAAGGACGACGAUGACCUGCACGCCAAUGGCGCUUCCGGUGCUGCCGCCUCCCUCGUAACAUCUGAGGGCGAGCCAAUCUGGAAGGUUCUUGUCUUUGACGACCUCGGUCGCGAUGUCAUCAGCAGUGUGCUCAGGGUAAGCGACCUGCGCGCCCUGGGAAUCACCAUGCACAUGCAUCUGUCAGGCUCGAGACAUCCCAUACCCGAUGUGCCAGUGAUAUAUCUCCUCGAACCCAGCGCCAAGAAUCUUCAGUCCAUAACCAACGACCUUCAGAAGGGCCUCUAUUCGCCGGCUUACAUCAACUUCACAUCAUCCAUACCAAGGCCACUGCUAGAAGACUUUGCCACUCAGACAGCGACAGCAGGUACAUCUGAACAUAUUGCCCAGCUCUACGAUCAGUAUCUCAACUUCAUUGUGGCGGAGCCGGACCUGUUCAGCUUAGGAAUGCAGAAGGAGAACACAUACUGGGCCCUGAACAGCGCAAAGACGAACGAUGAGGAAUUGGAUCAUGUCGUGGACAAGAUCGUCAGUGGACUCUUCAGCGUCGUGGUCACAAUGGGUGUAAUACCCAUAAUACGCUGCCCAAAGGGUGCCGCAGCUGAGAUGAUUGCCGCCAAGUUGGAUAGAAAACUUCGAGAUCACGUUCUGAACUCCAAGGACAACCUUUUCUCCGCGAGCGCUCGGCCUGCUUCUUCAGCUAGCACUCCAACCUCCCGACCUGUACUGGUCAUCCUGGACCGGAAUGUGGACCUCAAUCCCAUGCUCUCCCAUUCCUGGACAUACCAAUCACUCGUGCACGAUGUUCUAAACAUGAAGCUUAACCGCAUCACCAUUGAGACACCCGUCAACGAGCAAGAUCCGAGCAAGGGAAAGACGAAAAAGGCUUAUGACCUUACGGCCACAGACUUUUUCUGGGAGAAGAAUGCCCCCCUGCCCUUCCCGCAGGUUGCCGAGGACAUAGAUGCAGAAUUGACACGGUACAAGGAUGAGGCGGCCGAAAUCACAAAGAAAACAGGUGCUUCAUCUAUAGAAGACCUUCAAAACGAUACGAGUGCGAGCGCCCAUCAUCUCAAAGCUGCGAUCACUCUUCUCCCUGAGCUGAGGGAAAGGAAAGCGAUUCUCGAUAUGCACAUGAAUAUUCUGGCUGCUCUUCUUACAGGAAUUAAGAACCGGCAACUUGAUACUUACUUUCAGAUGGAAGAGGAGGUGAUGAAGCAGACAAAGGCGCAAGUGUUGGAGGCCAUCAAGGAUGAAGCCAGGGGCCAAGAACCGCUGGACAAACUUCGUCUGUUCAUUAUCUGGUUCUUGAGCACAGAGCAGGAAGUCAGUCGCGCGGAAUGGACUCAAUUUGAGGAAGCUCUGCAAGCCGCGGGUGCCGAAACCACGUCCCUGCCAUACAUAAGACAAGUUCGUGCUACCACGAAAAUGACACAGCUAACAACCAUUAACAACCCCGCGCAACCGUCAGCACAAGCUGGAUCGGAUCUAUUUGGUCGGUUCUCGAAUCUGUCUUCAAGACUUACCGACAGGGUCAAGGACGCCGGCGUCACGCUGCCUGGUGGUUUGAACCUUGACUCUCUGAGCGGUGCGCUGAAGAAUCUGAUACCUGUGAACCGAGACUUGACGGUCACCAAGAUUGUCGAGUCCGUCAUGGACCCACAAACAGCCUCGAGCUCGGCACUAGCAAAGACGGAAGGCUACAUGUUUUUCGAUCCUAGAAGUGCAAAUGCGCGCGGCACAAUGCCUACACCGAGUGCUGUCAGAGCUGGAACAGGUAGCACUCCCGGGGGUCUUCCCGGCACUCAAGGUCCGGGAAUGGGAGCAUCUUUUGGACAAAGGCGCCAGGGAUACACCGAUGCCAUUGUGUUUGUGGUAGGAGGCGGCAGCAUGGAUGAGUAUGGCAAUCUACAAGAGUGGAUCACUCGGACAGGUGGCGAAAGAGCCAAGAAGAGAGUCAUCUAUGGCGCGACUGAAAUCAUGAACGCGACCGAGUUUGUCGAUGGGCCACUACGCCGCCUGGGAGCGGAAGUUGGGAGCUGA